Molecule: messenger RNA, 564 nt
Organism: Ostreococcus lucimarinus CCE9901
Lineage: Eukaryota; Viridiplantae; Chlorophyta; Mamiellophyceae; Mamiellales; Bathycoccaceae
Exons: 1
Source: RefSeq, a predicted model, not a curated record
GUGCGACCGUACACGGUGCGAAAGGGCGACACGCUGGAGUCGAUCGCGUCCAAGCGGUCGAUGAGCGCGGGCGAGGUGAAGAAGUAUAACAAGAGUUUGCGGGGCGAGGGGCUGGCGCCGGGGACGACGAUUUUACUCCCGGCGAAUCGCGUGAGCAAACGUGAUCAAGAGAUCAUCGAUGGGAUACGAGGAGUGAAUGAACCGCGAGUGUAUCCGUGCCGGGGAGGGGAGUCGCUGAACGAUAUCAUCGAGCCGAGAAAGAUCUCAAAGGCGGAGGUGGAGCGGUUAAAUCCGAAACUCGGCGCGCUGAAAGCGGGAACGAAGGUGCUGUUGCCGCCGGGAAAGUACACGGUGCGGGAGAAGGAGAUGCUGCAGGGGUGUGGUAUUUUACCCGCGGAGACGCUGAACCCGUUGGCGGUUUUAGGGACGCCCGUGGCAAGAAACGCGCUCGGGGCCAUGAUCGGUUUGGGCGCGUACGCGAUGUAUUGGGCCGCGUGCAAGCGGUACCAGGACCACGGCACUAAGCUCUGGGGAAACGACCGCGAGGAAAUCAACCAAGACUGA